GAACACGUAGUACGUAAACAUGCCUCGAUAAAGAUUCUAACCGGUUGAAAUUUCUCCAAAAAGUAACCUAAAUUGACGUGCGAGGCAGUCGGGUGUAUAUUUGAUAUAUCUGUAUAUUAUUAUUCAUCUGUUUAUUUUGUUAAAGUGACAAGAAAAGGAGAGUUUGUUCUUUUUUUGUGGUUUAAAGGGUGCUUUUCCAGGUUGAACUUGGAUUAUUCGCAUUUAUGGAGCAAAAGCUGGCGGAGUUUAGAGCCCGACGACAGGCGGUGAAAGGCACGCAAAUGUCCGACCCUUCUGCUGCUCAGCCCAGAGAAAAGAGAGAAGGAGAUCCUGUUGUACAGGCAGACAACAGUCAGCAAGCAGAGGGGCCAGAAAACAACCAAACUGCAACUAACAGCUCUCCAGGCAGGAGUUGUAGUGACUGGAUGCUUGACAGUACUCUGGGAAGAUGGUUAUCGUCAAGACAAUUGGUCCUCUCCAACAUUAUGCUGCUCAAAGUGCUGCUCUGGCUGGUUCUUCUGGGUCUUUUUGUUGAACUGGAAUUUGGCCUGCCAUUCUUCGUUAUCUCCCUGUUCUACUGGCUUUAUGAAGGACUGCGCAGCCCAGAACCCAGGAAACCAGGAGAACUAAGUGCUUAUUCUGUCUUCAACCCAGACUGUCAGCCUCUGCUUGGCUCACUCACUGCAGAGCAGCUAGAGGGGGAAAUGGGUUACAGACCACUGGCCAACAGAUAAAAUGAUUGGCAUUUACAACAUUUAAUAGGCAAAAUCAAUUUUUUUUUUGUUUAAAAAAUGAUUUAUUGUGUUAUGUUAAUAUUAUUAUUAUUAUGUAUAUGUUGCACAUCAAAUUAAAGCUGGUAAAUGUAUUACUUUGUUCCUUUUUAUGCUGCAACAUUUUUUGCAGAAAGACUGUUUGGAGUAAGCUUGAAAUUAUAUUUUCAUAGUAAUCUCAGAUUUGAUUAGGGCUGCAACCAAUAUUCCUUCUAAGCUGGGGGCUUGCGCAAUCUUGGCGCACAAGAAAAUCCAUGCAGUGCAUAAGAUAAAAUCAAACAUAAGCUGUAAAUUAAUUAAACCAAUAAAUUUUUUUCUGUAUCAUUUUGAAUAUGUGUAUAGUUCCUUUUUCAACUUAAAACCAACAAUGAAAAUAUGAGAAACAACUGACUUCUCCCAUCCCCCAAAUUUCAUUACAUAAUAUAGAGAAAACAGUUAUUUUUGGCCAUAGGCCUGCUGAACUACAUGUCUUACAGCAUCUUGUCUUUAUGACUAGUAUCACAAAUUACCUCAGCCUCCUGCAUGCUAGAUGUGCCAGACAGCUUUACUGAAAAUCAGCUGUUUUGAUGAAACGUCUUCUAUUCAGUCCCACUUUCAAAUAUAUCAAAAUCAGUGUUGUAAUAAAAAUUAAUACAUUUAAGAGUUGUAUUUUGAUGAAUAGGUUCAGCAAAUGUCUUUAUUCAGUGCAUCAAAGAGUUUUACAGUUGCAUAAAAAAAUAUCCAACAUGAAGUAAAGUAUGUGACGGCCCAAAUUUAUUUAUCGGUCAAGGCUCCCAGAACAAUGAAACUCUCACUGGUUUGUAACAGCCCUGCUUUCCAACAUGCACACGGUUAAAGACACACCUGUUUUUUUUUUUUCUGAUAAUUUCAAGUAUAUGAUGAAGGAAAAAUGUAACAGGCAUCAAUCAGCACAUUGUCAGAUAUGGUGGCUGCAAAACUUAGAGGAGGAGCCAAAGGAGAUCUCACCGCUUUUUGAUAUUUCUGUUACAUUUCAAGCAUCCAUUGCUGAUCGUGAAAUGUUAGGUUUAAUGAAUCAUUUCAAAACAGCAUCCACAAGCAUCUUAAAGUGGCAUUGGAGAAGUAAAACGGACAGAAAUUGAAGUCAAAUUUGGUCAUAUUCUAGCAACUUUUAUUAAUUUUUUAUUUAUUUAUGGAUAUUAAUCAUGAAAGGCUCAUACUAUAAUAUAAUUUAUGAUAGAAGAAAUGCUAAAAAAAACUUUGUAGCUAAAAAAUUACAGAUUUACAGGAUUUUAUACUAUAUCACACGCUACAGCACACAUUUUAUUGCACAAACUGAAGGUUUUAAUGUGAGGAAAAUUUUCACAAUGCUAUAAGCAAGAGCAGGACUCUUGCUUAUAGCAUACUAAAAAUCUCAUGACCAACAAGUUUUGGGGGUUUUCUUUUUUCAUUUUAAGUGGGCAAAAUCACUUAAAUCUAAAGUAAACUAAUGGAAGCUGCUGCUGUAGUAUUUCAUUCUAUAAAAAAAUACAAUGUAACUCGCUGAUCCCAGGUAAUGGUGUAAGGCCUGAGGGUGCACAUCUGAUGUCAGUCAUUCAUUGGAGUCCUCUGUAUUCGGGGACCUUGUAUGGAUGAUCAGGCACAUGAGAAAUUAGAAGGAACAUUUGCUUCAAUUAAUGGUUAUUUGGUUAAUCGAUCGAUUAUUUUUUCUGAUUAAUAAUCGAAUAGAAAAGGUUCCUUAAAGAAGAUUGAAAGAAUAAAUGAAUGAAUAGGAAUUUAUUCCAGACAAUUUGACAAACAACAAUAAAUGAACCAACCAAAAGACACAAAAGACUAGUUAACAUAAAGCAAACCAAACACAUAUUUCAAAA
Molecule: messenger RNA, 2599 nt
Organism: Cyprinodon variegatus (sheepshead minnow)
Lineage: Eukaryota; Metazoa; Chordata; Actinopteri; Cyprinodontiformes; Cyprinodontidae
Gene: saysd1
Product: SAYSVFN motif domain containing 1
Exons: 2
Coding region: 225-734 (169 amino acids)
Source: RefSeq, a predicted model, not a curated record